AUGGCUGAUACUGCCGAACAACCAGUCAAACUCGCUGAAAGUGAUGAGAUUAAAAGUACACAGGUGAAUGGUGGCAAUGCUGAUGAUGUUGAGAAAUCAUCGUCAAACCCUGAACCAAUGGAAUUGAAUGCUGCACCGUCGCAACAACAAAAUGGUGGUACUACAGUAACGGAAAACGCCGGUUCAAGUGGUGAAGGAGGAUCUCAAGGUACGACUCAAUCACAAGGCGAAAAUACGACAAGUACCGCCGCACCGGUCGCAAAAACACCUGCUACGCCAAACACAGGUUCUCAACAACAAGAUGAACCAGUUAAACCGGCGCAGAAAGCAGAAUUAUCAUCAUUGCCAACACGAGCUUAUCUAGACCAAACUGUUGUUCCAAUAUUAUUACAAGGUAUGAGUCAAUUAGCCCGUGAGCGUCCAAAUAAACCGAUUGAAUUUUUGGCAUUAUAUUUAACACAAAAUAAAGAAAAAUAUGGUGAAUGA
Molecule: messenger RNA, 486 nt
Organism: Didymodactylos carnosus
Lineage: Eukaryota; Metazoa; Rotifera; Eurotatoria; Philodinida; Philodinidae
Source: the annotation of a GenBank genome assembly